AUGGAAAAUGAUUCACAAGUCCUUGUUCCUAUAAAGGCGAUUCCACUUCGCCAAAUACCACCUCAAAGAAACCUCUUGGACGAACAAGAGAUGUCAAGCCCUCAAGCACCACCACCUUCUUGGGAUAGUCCUCCAAAACUAUCCUCCUUGAAGACAAAGAAGAAACUUCUUCCCUACCUUGAAGCAGCCGACCUGGAGACAUCUAGCCAAGCCGCAUCUUACAGAGAAGAACACCUUCUAGCCACGCCAGAAGAGGAGAUUAACCCUGAGAUGAUUGAGUUCGUGAAGAGAGAUCAAUUCCAUCAUCUGUUUUCAGAGUAUGCGCUAGAGCAUCUGGAUCACUUUGAUAAUCUUUGUGAUUCCUAUGGAGUCUUUGACUUUGAGAAGAAGAUGAUGCUAUUCAGCACAUCACUAGCUGGACCAGCACUAGAUUGGGCGCAGCAUGAGCCACUCUCUACAAUCGAGUCAUGGAUCGAUUUUAGAGAAGCCUUCUUGAAGAGAUUUGCAAGGCUACCACCUUUCAAGUCCAAGUACAAUCACUACUCUCAUCAGCUGGAGAGAGAGCGUGAAGAAGAAGAAUGGGGAGGCAUACCACCCCAUCUUGAAGAGCUAAUCAAGCAUGUGGAGAGAAACCCUUUCUACAAUUCUACUUCAGAGUGUGCAAAGGAGCAUCUAUGCAACUUUGAGCAGCUUUGCCACGACUAUGGAGUUGGAGAUAACCCCAAGAAGAUACAACUUUUCCAACUAUCUUUAGCUGGACAAGCCAAAGAAUGGGCUAAGUUCAACGCCCAACAUGCUUUCAAGACUUGGAAUGGAUACAAAGGAGCUUUCCUCUACAGAUUUGCUAAAGGUCCCAUUUAUGUUCCACCACCACGCCCCAGUAAUUUUUCGAUGGAUUUCCGACGGUUUUCAACAGCACAAAAACGGUCGGUAAUCCGUCGGCAAUUUCCGACGGAUUAG
Messenger RNA from Microthlaspi erraticum, 960 nucleotides. The record is from the annotation of a GenBank genome assembly. NCBI's taxonomy places the organism in Eukaryota, Viridiplantae, Streptophyta, Magnoliopsida, Brassicales, Brassicaceae.